GUCCCUUGAGGUGAUUUUAGGUCUUUAUCGUUUUAUUAGCGACUUGUCUAGCAUAUUAUUGGGCAUAAAAUACGCGAUCAAUACUUAUCAUAGUUUGGUCCGCACAAAGGUUUUAUCACAUUUUAAAGUGUGUUUGUUUUUUGAUAAUAAAUAUUCGCUUAAACUGCAUUAAUGGUCGUAUAGUAAAAACUAUUUUUGGAAUAGAAUGGUCGAAAAACGUUUGUGACGAAGCAUAAAAUUAGAUACAUUUUACCUUACUAUUUACCGAUUCAUAACUUAGCUGGAUUUAUAUUUAUAUAUACAAAAAUAUUUACAAGUUUUAUUUAGAGGAGCGUCAUAUGUUGGAUAACGUUUCGCACCUGUGUUUUAAGGAUAUAAUAUAAGGUGUAUGAUAAUCCAUUUUUGUUAUCAAGUUUAAGAGGAAUGUUAAGUUUAGAUUUUACAAAUAUAUAGGGCGCAUGUUGUCAACAUUUAAGUGAACAGUUCGUUUAAAUGAAAUGAUAUAAAUGUCAUAUGCGACGAUACAUCAUAAACAGUCAUUGACAUAAACGCUGUCUUUUUAAAGCACUAACAAGACUUUAGAUAGAGAUAUUUUAAAACGUCUGUGUUAUAUCAAAGUGUAAAGAGACGCUAAAGAUAGUGUAAACAAAAAAUGGAAGUAUAAAAUUCAAAAGGGAAACUUGUGACUACAUUAAAGAUCGUUGUAUUGCAAAAGUUUUAGAUCAAGUGAAAUUUGUAGUCAUUAAAAAUGUCUUUUUUAAACUGUGCGGGCAAGAAUAAGAAAAAGGACUCAAAGAAAGGAAAAGCACCACGUGAUCCGAGUCCGGCGUACGGCGCAGCAAAGGAAUUAACUGAAGACGCCACAAUAGUGCCAAGACUGAAUGAUCGCCUUAAGGAGUAUGAGGAGAAAUUCCGCAAACUCGGAGAGGAUCUUAAAGACGAGAAGGAGAAAGUUAGAAAAUUUGAACAACAGGUCACUGAUCUUAAGGCUCAGCUUAAAGCUAAAGUAAAGGAAGAUUCUAAUAAAGUCACUGAAGUAGCUGUAACGUCUUCUAAUAAACUACUUGACGAAGAAAAAGGUGGCCUUGCAGAACAGCUUCAAUCUCUGAAGAAAGAGUUUGAAAACGAAAAGAAAAAAGGCGAAGAAGAAAUAAACAAAGUAUCCGAGGAUUUAAAGAAAGCAAAUAAGGCACUUGAAACGGAAAGAAACACUGGAGAAGCGAAACUGAAGAAGUUGGAAAAUGAGCUGAAGCAGGCAAAAGAGGAAAUCGAGUUGGAGAAACGCGAUAGAGUAAAAAUUGAAGAAGAGAAGGAAAAAUGCAAACGUGAAAAAGAUACAGCUGAAAAUAAGCUUGCGCACACAAAUAAAGAACUAGAAAUUGCCAAAAAAGAAAGUCAUAUACCGAGAAGUCCUACAAGGGCCCCGUCUGAUGAAUGGAAGGCAAAAAUAGAAAACGCGGAAGAAGAAUUAAAGAAAGAGAGGGACCUGAGACUGGAAAAAGAGAGAGAAAAUAGCAGAUUGCUUAGUGAUAAAGAGAUACUCCAAAAGGAGAAAGAGGAACUUCAGAAUGAAGUUGAAAGAAUUAAAGCUGCAAAAGAUGAAGAACUGGAAAACCAAAGAAAAGACUUGGAAAUGAACUAUAAGAAUGAUACACAGAGAUUAGAACAGAUGAUCACAGACAUGAAGGAAUCUUUGAAGCAAGCAGAAGACACAAAAGAGAAACUGCUCGUUAGGUUAAGUACACAAACAGCUGCUCAUGUUUUAGACAACAAUCCGAACGUUUCUGACCUUAGCGAUCCAAACCGACCACAGAAAUUAGGCGAACAUCUCUCUCAGAUAUACGACGACCAAUGGACAGACGCCACUGAAGGUCUCGAAAAACUUGGCAAAAAUGAGGAAGAUAUACUGCAGACGUUACUAGACAUCCUUGUUGCUAUUUAUAACCACUGCAAAGAAUCAGCCGAGAAUCAGUUAGCUCGUAUAGAUGAGGAUUUGUUCUUACCUCCCCUAGAAAAUUCCCCUACAAAUAACGCCGACACAAAUGGUACAGAACAUCUUAGGAGCCCAACUUCUUCCAAACAUUCAAUGUCAAAGAUUCCACGGUUUACAUCCCACAAGGGCAGUAGACCCGCCCUUCCAAACAUUUCCACGGAGAAAAAGACAGUUGAAAAUGAUCAUACUGAUUCCCGGGAAAAAGAUAAACCAAAACGUUCCCUUUCCACCAGUCAGGUGAAAGGAGAAAAAGUACCAGAAAUUCCAACUGAGAUAAGAAAAGGUAUAAAGGAAUACAGGAAGAAAGUGACGAAACAGGUUUGGCCUGUUAUAGAAAAGGAGGUGAUGACUAAACUUCGCAAAAAUGAUCUCUUUGGCGAAGCUGUUGUAGAGGCAUGCACUAAGUAUAUAUCGAAAUGUGUUGAAGUCUGUUGGUUAAUGCGAGUACAGGAUCCACCUGUUACAUUGUACUGGAAUGUCCCGGAUGAUAGAUCGUUUAACUCCGAUGUUUACCGAGCGUAUACGAAAAGUGGCACCCAUGUUGAGUAUGUCGUCUGGCCUGCAAUGUACUUGCACGAAGACGGGCCACUCCUUAUGAAAGGCGUGGCGCAGGGACAAAAAGUAUAAAACAAUAUAAUAUGCAUCAAAUACCAAAAAAAACCAACCACUGUAUCGAAAAUGAGAAAGUGUUCUAUUGUGAUUUAUUGAAAAGGGUUCUUAUUAAAUGUGACGUCAUUACAUAUCAAUGACGUCAUUUUUUAAGUCCAGGGGGUACAUCGAAGAUUUUUCAAUAACGGAUCAAGAUUUGAAGACAAUGACAACUUAGGGGAAUUCGUUGGCAAUUGUAAUUGUUUAUUUGUGUGUACAAAAAUUGAUUUGUACAACAGAAACUGUCUUACAUUUAAAUGGACGUUACCAAUAUGAAAGAGAGUUUGUCAAUGGAAUUGUGUCCCGGUUACAGGUAAAUUAACAUAAUGAUGUAGAUAAUUAUGAUGAUAACUUUAUAAAAUUCCUGUUUUAUUAAGACCUGUCAAUCACCUGGCCGUAUGCAAUAUAGAAUAUAUAUACGAUUAUUUUUAGAAGCAUCUUUAAAUGAUACACUAAUUAAGUAUUACUUUUAGCUAGUUGUUGAGAUACAUCAAUCUGGGAAUGUUAUACAUCGAAGCUUUUAUUCUAGAAUGGUUUUUACUGUGCAAUAUCAUCCGAUGUCUCUAACUAUGCAGCCUCGUUUUGGUUAAAGUAUGUUUAUGAUAAUAUAAUGUUUUUGAUGAACAGGUACAUUUUAAUAAUGUAAAUAUGAUAGUUGGUAAAAUGUCAGUUCACUUAAAUAUCGCUUGAAUAAAUGCAGUUUGACAACGAAAAUGCAUUUUGUAAAUAGAUUGAUUAUGCUUAAGCCCUGCAUUUGCAUAGCUUUACUAGUGGUUCAUAAAAAAACAUGUAAUCAUUGGCUAAAAUUUCCUGAAUGAUAUCAAAGGAUUGCUGAAGGGUCCAUAGAUAAAAUACACUCAAUCUUCGGCUAAUUAUUUAUGAAUAUUGUGGCUAAUUAUUUAUUCAUAAUAUGCCUUCAAUCCAGUGAGUAGUUAAUGUAUAUCUACGCUGCAUUCUUGCUAUUGCUAAUGAGUUAUAUAUCACAGCCCGACAUUUGAUUCAUUAAACUUGUGCCAUUUCAUUUAGCGCCGGUUACCGAGGGGCCAAUUUCUAUCACAUUUUGACGUUUGGGUAAAUGUUUUGACUACUUGAUAUAGAAAAACAUUAGUUCUUAUUUUAUAUCUUCCCUUAUUUUACUCAGGAGUCUGUAAACUAAUAUUUUAACAAUGUGAUUUUACCGAUUUACCGUCAGCCUGUUGCAACCAAAAGCGACGAACCUUAGAGCUAGGCCAGCCUGCAUUUAGUCUGAAAAGGCUCGAUACUGUUGGCAGCUCAGGUUUUGUUUUAGUAUUUGAAUGGACUGUUCCAGAGUCAAAACAGGGAAAGUCCAUUAAUAAUCAGGUUUAUAAAAAAAAAUAUUAUAUUUGGAAACUUACCACAUAUUAAAUAAGCAUCGAUAUGACAUUGUGAUCAUGAGAUAGUGACGAAACUCGCCGAAUGUUAACGAAUGUUUCCGAACAAUAAUGGCUGCACCCAUUUUAGUUUUGAAAGAAGAUAAGCAUUGCAAAUAAUGUGGUUUUUAGCCUCUGUAUAUAAUAUGUAUUAUUAAAAUAUUUGAAUAUUUUUCUUUUAUAAUUUUUUUUAUUAUAUGAUUUGAAAAUUAUCUUUUAUUUUAACAUAUCCUAUUCCUAUAUCGCCGAAUCAAAAUAAAUAUAUUUAUACAUGUACUAUUAUUGUGCUAAACGUAUGAUAUUCGCUUCGAAUACAUUCCGAUAAUUGAAUUGAAAUACCAUAUAAAAUGACGUCAUUAUGUAAAUAUAUCAAUUUGCAUUUAUGUUUUUAUUCAUAUAACUUGCUUGUUAUAAUAUAACACUAUUUGUAAUAAAGAAUGAGUAAUA
Messenger RNA from Ruditapes philippinarum (Manila clam), 4479 nucleotides. Its product is annotated as DNA ligase 1-like. Gene Ontology annotation, cellular component: mitochondrial outer membrane. The coding region runs from base 749 to 2620 and encodes 623 amino acids. Gene Ontology annotation, biological process: mitochondrial protein catabolic process; mitophagy by internal vacuole formation. The transcript has 13 exons. The record is from RefSeq and is a predicted model, not a curated record. Lineage: Eukaryota; Metazoa; Mollusca; Bivalvia; Venerida; Veneridae.